AUGAAGCUUCUUCUUAUUCUCUUUGCCACCGUGUUUGCUGUCUCCUAUGGCUCGCCUAUCCCCGAGAUCCAAGAGGGCUCCAGCAAUCCAUUCGGAGAACUUAUAGGAUCCGAAAUUAGUUCGGAAGCUGAUGUCGAUGAAACCACCACCGUACGGGCAGUCUAUGAUAGCGACGAAGAUGCGGGACUCGUGUUCUCUGGUGACAUAUCUGCCGAAGAAGGCUCCGGCAAUGCUCAACAACACCUACUCAAGAAACGCGAAAUGAAAAGACCAUGGUGUCAAUGGUGUGGGUAA
Molecule: messenger RNA, 294 nt
Organism: Caenorhabditis elegans
Lineage: Eukaryota; Metazoa; Nematoda; Chromadorea; Rhabditida; Rhabditidae
Gene: W02D9.7
Exons: 1
Coding region: 1-294 (97 amino acids)
Source: RefSeq, marked reviewed